UAUCGGCAUCUUUUCUUUAACCAUCUUUAUCUCGGUUUCAUUUAAAAUAUUCCAUUUUCAUUGUAUGUGUUUUAUUCGAAUUUGCUUUUUAUUCCUGUGAAAUGUGACUCUCUCCUCUUCUCUUUCAUCUUUGUCGAAAACGAGGGCAACCUCGGCAAAUUUUAAAUACAGACUUGAAUGCGUGAAUUCAUCAUCUUCAAUUUUAUGUCCUAUCAUUAUUGUGUUUCGAUGUUUUCCAUUGCUCCAUAAAAGGCACUUAGCUUUGCCUUUGUAUUUGAGAGAUGAAGUUCAAAUGAACCUGCCUCAUCUCUCCCUUGAUCUACCAGCGCCCCCUUGUGACGAAAUGUGGUUCCACACAUUGUGCGUGGAUUAUUUUUUCUCCAGCAGGUUUUCUUGAAUCAGAUCUAAUCGUUAAUUUCUACAAACUUAUGCUGCUUAAAAUGAUUAUGCAGUUUAAAAUGAUUAAAAUUAAUAAUGGCCCGGCUGCAUAGGUUGCAGGGUCCUGGUGCUGUGACACAAUAUACAACACUUACAAGCUAUAACAUUAAAGAUCUUAGAAACACCUGUACUUUUUAGUAAAAAACUCCUAUUGGAAGAAAAUGGACAAACCUGAAUUAAUCACACAAAAGCAGUUACUUCUUGUGCACCUUGUUCACUGUAUCUUUCACAAUUAUCAGAGUAGUACUCAUUGAUUUGGAGCAAAACAGUCAUAUUACAGACUUAUUUUGGUGUUUUUGCUUUUUUUCUUCAAUCUUUCCUUUUGAUCUAACAUUAACCCCCCCCUCCCCCCACAAAUCUGCAGCAUUCCUCUUUUAAAAUACAUGGGGUAUAUUUUAAACACAGUAAAACAAGGCUGCAACUAACGAUUAUUUUUUCAUCAUCGAUUCAUCUGUCGAUUAUCUUCUCAAUUAAUCGAUUUGUUGUUUGUUCCAUAAAAUGUCAUAAAAUUGUGAAAAAUGUUGACCACAUUUCCCAAAAACCAAAGAUAUUUAGUUCACUGUCAGAGGAGCAAAUAAACCAGAAAAUAUUAUCACAUUUAAGAUGCUGAAAUCAGAGUAUUUUGACCUUUUUUUCCCAUAAAAACUACUUUCGGAAACCGAUUAAUCUAUCAUCAAAAUAGUUCCAAAUUAAUUUAGUAGUCGAUACUAAUCAACUAACUGUUGCAGCUCUACAGGAAACACUCAAAUCCUCCAUAAAGUGACGCUGAGCAGAAAACCCCCAGUGUUUUCCUUCUCCCUGCAUCAUGGCCGCCGUGCGGCAAUCAGAUCAAAAUGUGGAGCAGCUGCAUCGAUCUGCCGCUCACUGCUCAGAGGUUAUAAUUCGGGGUCCGGGUCUUUUGUGCCUGAUCCAACAGGUGAGUUGUAGCCUGGUUUGGUUUUUGGAUAUGGUUGCUGCUGAGAAAAGCUGAACAAUGAGCUCUACGGAUUGUUUGAGGCUGUUCGUGCUUUGUCUCUGGCUGCUGCCUUGUGAUGUAAAUUGUGAGAAUUCCCUGAAAGGUUACGUCCUCAAACCUGUCCAUUCAGGACAUUCCCAACUGGGAGUCCACAAUGACAACAGAGACUAUGAAAGAUUGGGUGAACGCACUAUUUUCAGAAUUCCCACAGCCGUUUUCAAGACGUCAAGUGUGGACCGAGGGGAAAGUGGCAACAUUUACCCGGCUCAAGAAGAUCAGCGCAACCCCGACUCUAGAUCAUCACAAACUCAAAGCCGCCGUCAUCCUCAUCAUCAUGCUGUUGUUCCUGGAACGCUAAAUGGGAAUGUUGAAAACAGCAAAAUAAACCGUGGUAAAUAUAGCUUCAACGUGGGAUCGCUUACACGGGGAAGAAGUACUGAUGUGUACAAACAAUCUGGAAACAAACGGGUCGCUUUUUCUGGUGGCAAGACGAUUCAUGAAGCAAGCUCGGAUUCUGUCUUCUCCACCGGUUCAGUUCAGUCUCAGCUCCGUCGCCAUCAUACCAGAACCGGGACUAAGGGAGGUUUUUUGCCUGUUCAGGUAGACAAAGCUCCGGUAAGCUUUGGACACAACAGCAGAGAGGGCCUCCUGUCUUCACACAGCAAUACAGACGGUCAGAACAUUCAAGCCAUCAAGUCCAGUCGGAAGUCCGAGUCUCACAGGAGUCAUGUAAACCCCUCCGGACCCAUCGUACCAGCAGAAAAAGUUAGACCACGGGUGCCAUGGAGCCCCAGGGCCUUGAGAGGCGAUGUUACGUCUGAAGAAAGAGGAUACGCCAACGUCCGGCGUCUCAAGCCUGGUUUGGACAAAAAACAGCCCCAUGCCAGUUCUGCUGGAGGGACGAAGUUCCCCGCAACAGGUUUACCAUCUGCAAAUCAGAACCGAGGCAGUUAUAGCCACGAUUCAACAAAAGUGGGAUUUGGUCACGGUGUUCUAACAUCAAGUGAAAGGCCGCAAAAUUUCAUUAACAAUCGCAGAGAAAGCCAACCCUUCCGUCUGCAUUUCCCACCACCAAAUAAAGCACAUAUUCCUGCCCAGGGAAAAUUCCAACCUUUCCAGAGACUCCUUGCCAAUGACGACCCCUCAUCAGACAGUAACGCAACGUCCACGCAGACGUCUGCGGGGACGGGCCCUCCCCCCAGUGGUUUGAACUCAACAGGUGUAACUUCAACAGUUGCUCCUUCAGUCUCUGGAGAGCCGAGCACCAAUUCGUCUUCACCCAUCCAGACGGAAGACCGAGAUGCAGAACCCCAAGGGUCGAACCUCGAGGAUUCAGCAGAAGCUGGACCUUCCUUGAACCAAAAUCAAUUAAGUACGGCUUUUCCUCCACAGCUACCACCAGAAGAAACGGAGGGGGAAAUGUGACGCUUUUCAAGUCCCUCUUUGGAGACGCAUCAUUCUCGAGUAUGAACUGGGCUACAGAGCUUCUGUAUAUAACAAGUCUGUGAAUGCAGGAGUUGUAAAGGUUACAGUGGUUAAAGCGUUUUUCACCCCAGAUCUUAAACAUGCCUGCCUCUUGUCAUGGAAAGGAUGUGACUUUGAAU
Molecule: messenger RNA, 2997 nt
Organism: Scophthalmus maximus (turbot)
Lineage: Eukaryota; Metazoa; Chordata; Actinopteri; Pleuronectiformes; Scophthalmidae
Exons: 3
Coding region: 1412-2818 (468 amino acids)
Source: RefSeq, a predicted model, not a curated record